Seriola dumerili (greater amberjack) is the source of this 4318-nucleotide messenger RNA. RefSeq names its product PAS domain containing serine/threonine kinase (gene pask). The transcript is spliced from 21 exons. Lineage: Eukaryota; Metazoa; Chordata; Actinopteri; Carangiformes; Carangidae. Gene Ontology annotation, molecular function: protein serine/threonine kinase activity; ATP binding. Bases 131 to 3904 code for a protein of 1257 amino acids. The record is from RefSeq and is a predicted model, not a curated record. Gene Ontology annotation, biological process: protein phosphorylation; intracellular signal transduction; negative regulation of glycogen biosynthetic process. Gene Ontology annotation, cellular component: cytoplasm; cytosol; nucleus.
GGAGGUAACGUUACCUUGUCAACUAGCGUCAACUGAAACUGCUGUGGCCAUUACCUGCCCUAACAGCUUGGAAAUACAAUCCUCACAGGACCUUUCUACGACUCAAGUACUAGCUGGAUAACUAACAGCAAUGUCGCUGUCGACUGAGGUGAGCCAAAGCAUCAGAAUUAAAGGAGACACUAUCUGUGUGGUGCCCGACCUCUCCUCUUACCUCCUGGAAGAUGACUUUGACCUGAAUAAGUCCUACCCAUACACUCAGAAACCGCUGUACAAGAAGAGCCUGUUGGCAUUGCAACGUCGUUAUUGUUCUGGUUCCUUGACAGGUGAACGUUUGGAUGUUUGCAGUUCUGUGGCAACAAGAAACCACCAAAUAUCUAGCUUACAUCCUGGCUCACAAGUUUCUGCUGUCUGCCUGCCACACCCAUCCACUGUGUCAGAGACAGAGGAAAACCUGUUCUGUCAGCUAAUCUCUGGAAGAUUUGGCCUGUCAGGAUCUUCAUCUGUCCUCAACCCAAACAAAGUCAUUCUUACUGUUCACCAUAAAACCAGAAAGAUUUUGUCAGCAAAUGAACAGGCCUGCAAACUGUUUGAGUGCACUACUAAUGAGCUGAUUGGAAAAAAGCUGUCCUGUCUCCUAAAGAAAACCAGUCAGGUCCUGGAACAAGCAUUGGAAGAAGAUUUUCCAUUAGUUGAUGGAACUGUUGCAGCUGUGUCUGGAAAAGUGGUGGAUGUUGUGACUCUGUCUGGAGAGGUGCCAGUGUCCGUGUGCACCCUCAGACUGUCACAAAAUGAGGAGGACUGGCUUGUCAUGAUGGAAAAUGUUGAACGGUUAUCAGCCUGUCUCUCCUUUUCACAAGAUGGCAGCAUCCUAUCUUGCGACUUGGCAUUUGCCCAUCUCCAUGGGUACCACCAUCCUGAUGAGUUAAAAGGGGUGUCAGUUAAGGAGCUAAUCCCCUCUUUACAAAUCCCCCUCAACAGUCAUGCAUUGCCCAAAAUGCUGAGAGUUCAGAGAGAGUAUGGUAAAAGCAGAGAGGGUGCAACAGUCCCACUGUGUGUCAAACUUCAGGGGGCAGUACUAUGUGGAAAACCCCAACACCAAAAUAAUGGUAGUGGUUUCACCAACCCAGCAGAUAGUCAAGAAAGAUCAGAUGCACAUGAUAAGCAGCCUUGCUCCCCUCUCACUUACCCUCUGUGCAAGACAGAAGCCUCACACUCUGAAAAGUGUGAGCAGUCCUCUGAAGUCAAAGUGGACAGCAGUGUCAUCUCCCCAAGCCCUGCACUGGAGUACUCUGGAACAGUUUGGGUGUUUGCUCCUCUAAGUGGUCUCCUCCUGCUCCGCCCUGAUGGCUCCAUCUCCAGCAUCCACAACCACCUGGCCCUCAGUCUGUUUGGCUACAGCAAGGACGAGCUCUUAGGAAAGAGUGUCACUUUCCUGAUGCCUUGUUUCUAUGGAUGGAUGUCCGACUCAGACAGAGGGGCCUGUCCAUUCCCUGAUUCUCAGGUAGAGGCUGGUAAAUGUACAGCCUCAUCUAAAAUAUCAGGAAAAUCUGCUCCAUCCUCACUGGUGGCUGGAGAUAUGGCCACGGUGCACCGGGCGGUCAUGGGAAGAACCUCGAUAGGGAGAGGUAGGAUCUUCACUGGAACCAGCACCAAGCUGGAGAAACAGGGCAGCGCUCUGUCAACGCUUUCCCCUCCUGCAGUCACCUCUACACGAAUGGUUAUAGCCGAUGACACUACAGAGCUGAUGGAGGAGGCAGCCCAGGUUGCUCCCUGCAGUAGCCAGCUAGACAGUGCAGAUACCACUGAGGCACUCCUCAAGACAUUUGCCUGGGUGGAACCUCCAGAGGAAGGCACCUUCUCUUGCCGUGUUCUCCCAGGACCACCACACCAUUACCUAGAAAAGCAGCUCCACGGUGGGGUUCAGGAAAAUAAUCACCCUGCCAUUGAGAUUAUCCCAGACACUCCCGCUCAGAAAGGACAUGCUGUUGGCAGAGUGGGUGGUGCCUCCCCUGGCAGAAGUAAAGACCAAGGAUCAUGUGCCUCUGUCCUCCAAGACUCCAGUUUUGAGGUCAUCUCACUGGAGAGCAGGUCUUCCUCUGGCUUCUGUGAAAAGUUUGCCGGUCAUGGUGGUUCUGACCCAGGCCAAGCAGAGGACUCUUGUUCAGCACAGAUAGUGGACUCGGCAAGCUGCUUCCUAGACCUCAACAGCAAUGGUGAUCUGGUGACCCAGGCCCUGGCUGACCUCGAUCUGAGCGGUAGUGUAGAGCUGCUCAGUGGCGGAGGGUACAACGAUGACAACCAACACUCCAUGAUAUCCUGUGAUACAGCUGAGCUCCUGCGGACACCUUCACCAUGUGGGGUAGAGUCUGACCAGGAACCAGAUCCUGUUCAGAAUGGAGAUGCUGCUGUGGAGGCCAGAAUUGGCUCAAGUGAGGAACAAGGAAAGGAUCCAGGCGAGCAGGAUCACUGGACAGCUCUCUCUUCAAUUCAUAAAGGAAAGAGCGAGGAGUUCUGUGUGCAAAUGAAUGGUGGGAUUCAGUCAGUGACAGACAUUCCUGCUACAUCUACGCCGAAGAAACAGAAGGUUAAUGGACAUGGCCUUUCCUCAGAUGCUACUGAGAUACUGGAGGGGCGAUUUGAAGGAAGUGCAUACCACAGAGACGGCACGAGAGUAGAUGUUCAGUGUGAUGUGUGCAGGACUGACCUCCCUGGUGGAAGCUCUAUGUUCUGUGUGUGGAUGAGUAGGCCUGGGCAGCAGGGAACAAUGUUGCAAACAGAUCGAUCACUGCACAACCAAUCAGGAGUCAGUCUAGGAGAGAGGAUUGGUGAGGCCAGUCAUGGAGAGGCAUUACGCUCCACCAUGGACCUUGAGCAGUCUCGAGCCUGUGACGGGCAGUUUGAAGAAGAGUACCAGCCACUUAAAGCUGUGGGUAAAGGAGCCUUUGGUUUUGUCUGGAAGGCAGUAAGGCGCUGUGAUGGACAAGAUGUGAUAGUGAAGUUCAUUAGUAAGGCCAGGAUCGUGAGUGAUUGCUGGGUAGAUGAUCCCAUGUUGGGACGAGUCAGCCAGGAGAUUGCCAUACUGACACGAGUACAGCACCACAACAUUGUCAAGGUUCUGGAGGUAUUUGAGAAUGGGAGUUACUUCCAGAUGGUGAUGGAGAAACAUGGAGAUGGUUUAGACCUUUUUGAAUUCAUUGACAUGCAGCCGAGGCUGGAUGAGCCUCUGGCCAGCUACAUCUUUAGACAGCUGGUGGCCGCUGUCUUUUAUCUGAGGACUAAGAACAUCCUUCACAGGGACAUAAAAGAUGAGAACAUCAUCAUCGACAAGUGUUUCCACAUUCGACUGAUAGACUUCGGCUCUGCUGCCAUGAUGGCUCCAGGGAAGCUCUUCUACAAUUUCUGUGGCACACUGGAGUACUGCUCCCCAGAGGUGCUUCAGGGAAAUCCCUAUGAGGGUCCAGAGCUGGAGAUGUGGUCUCUGGGGGUUUUGCUCUACACUCUGCUAUUCAGUGAGAACCCCUUCUGUGAUGUGGGUGAGAUCCUGGGUGCCAAACUCAAGCCCCCGUCCCCCCUCUCUCCAGAGCUCAGUGGUGUGUUACAUGGGCUGCUACACCAUGAUCCUGCUCAGAGAAUGACUCUGGACCAACUGCUGCUGCAGUCCUGGAUCAGCCAGCCAAUUUCCCUGGCAGAGUACAGCUGGGCAGAGGUGGUUCCUUCAACUCAGAGCUAUUGCUCACCACAGCUCCAAGAGGCCAGUCCUAAAGUUUACAAUAGGCAAGGCUUAUUCCCAGAUCAUGGUGAUGAGACUCUGCCUAGUGAUGAGGAGGAGGAGGAAGAUGAGGAUGAGAGGUUGUCAAUGGUGGCCCUGGAGACUGAGCUCCAGAAGUACCUCCAUGAGGACUAAAGACUGAAUUAAAGGGAAUGAUGAAAACAUUUUAUCUGCAACAGUGCAAAGAGGACAUGAAAUGCAAAAUAAGAAAAGGGAUAUUUGUUUUAGUCCAAGGCCAUUAUCAUAACAGACAAAUGUACCUUUUGCUUUAUGAAGUAUACACAGUUUGCUACCAAGUGUAAUGAGCAUCAUUGCCAAGCUGUUGGGUACUCGUGGAAAUAGAGUAUUUGUGAUAUCAGAGUGCUACCCAAGAAUGCAAAAACAUCAUCAUGAAGAUACUAGCAGUUUUCCUUUUUAUUUAAUCUAUUUUAUUUAUUCUUUACAUUUAGGAAAUAUUUGAACGAUCAAAAUCAUAGUAAUCAUUUAUAGGGAUCCAGCGUUGCCACCAAAAUCCACAGGUGACCACAGCCAUGAGUUGUUUACCUCAGA